Messenger RNA from Danio aesculapii, 1182 nucleotides. RefSeq names its product globoside alpha-1,3-N-acetylgalactosaminyltransferase 1-like. The coding region runs from base 1 to 1182 and encodes 393 amino acids. The transcript is spliced from 5 exons. Lineage: Eukaryota; Metazoa; Chordata; Actinopteri; Cypriniformes; Danionidae. The record is from RefSeq and is a predicted model, not a curated record. Gene Ontology annotation, molecular function: hexosyltransferase activity. Gene Ontology annotation, cellular component: membrane; Golgi apparatus; vesicle. Gene Ontology annotation, biological process: carbohydrate metabolic process.
AUGACUGCUAGUUCACAUGGAUUUGAAAUUACCUACAGAUAUGCAGUGUUUCUUCAAGAUUUCCUGGAGUCUGCAGAGCAAUAUUUCAUUGUUGGGUUUCGUGUCCACUAUUAUGUCUUCACCGAUCAUCCAGAACAGGUUCCUGAUGUGAAACUGGGGGAAGGACAUAAACUGACGGUGAUGACAGUCAAUAGUUCGAGCAGAUGGCAGGAGAUGAGUUUGGGCAGGAUGAAAAGGUUGGAGAUGCUGAUUGAGAGUGGAUUGGUCAAUGAUGCAGACUUGCAUCUUUUCAGCCUUGAUGUGGAUACAAAGUUCUACGGCCACUGGGGAGCAGAGACUUUGGGUAAUCUUGUAGGUGUGAUACAUGCAUGGUUUUAUAAUUAUCAACGUGUGCUAUUGCCAUAUGAGCGAAGGCCUGAGUCUCAAGAAUUUAUCCCUUAUUCUGAGGGUGAUUAUUAUUAUUUUGGGGCUGUGCUUGGUGGUUCAGUGAAAUGCGUAUAUCAGCUUGCUAAAACCUGUCGAGAGCAGCUGGACAUUGAUGCAGCUAAAUCCAUUGAGGCAGCAUGGCAGGAGGAGUCCCAUUUGAACAAGUACUUCCUUUAUAACAAACCCAGUAAACUGCUUUCACCUGAAUAUUCUUGGGAUGAUAAAAGAGGGAAACCAGAAGAGAUCAACAUCAUUAGAUUCUCUCAAGUCCUUAAAAACUGUGCUGAAGUUCGUCCAAACACAAAGCUUUUAACAGUGCAGAACAUCCUUCAGGACGAAGUGUCUAAACUAUUAGAACAGGAUAUCAUCCUGGACAGGAGUCGCAGAGCCCAUGGUCAGCCCCGGUUGUGCUCGUUCGUAAAAAGGACGUCGGUGCGCCAUUUUCGCCAUUACCUUGCUUACCCCCCUUUUACCAUCAUCACCGAUCAUAAACCGCUGGUCGGACUCAAAAAGCUGCCCUUGGACCAUGAUCCAACAGGAAGACGAGCACGUUGGGCAGUCGAAUUAGAUCUCUAUGAAUGGGUGCUCAUUGAUGACCCGGCCAACAAGCAUAAUAAACUACAUCCUCGCUGGGUGGAUCCUUAUGAGGAUCUACAGUCAGUUGCACCACCUGGUACCUUGAUCCCUGUAGAUUUCACUGUUCGUGACACAUCCAAACCACAUACAAAGCCUAAAGUCAUUCACUAUAACCUAUGA